Molecule: messenger RNA, 1191 nt
Organism: Heterobasidion irregulare TC 32-1
Lineage: Eukaryota; Fungi; Basidiomycota; Agaricomycetes; Russulales; Bondarzewiaceae
Exons: 8
Coding region: 1-1191 (396 amino acids)
Cellular component (GO): small-subunit processome; nucleolus
Molecular function (GO): RNA binding
Source: RefSeq, a predicted model, not a curated record
AUGGCUUCAGAGGGUGACGAUACUGUCGUCGUCAACAAGAACAAGCGAUUUAGGAAGGAAAAGCCACAUUUCACUCGUGCGCUUUCCCCAUCGACUUAUGCAUAUCAAAACAGUUGGAAGGUCGAUCCGUUCACGGCUGCCGACAACAAGGGUGGUACAUUCACUGAAGAGUCUUCCUUCGCCACGCUGUUCCCAAAAUACCGCGAAAAAUACUUGCGCGAAGCUUGGAGCGCAGUCACUCGAGCUCUCGACCCCCAUGGCAUCUCAUGCCAACUUGAUCUCAUUCAUGGUUCCAUGUCUGUGCGAACCACUCGCAAAGCCUAUGACCCCUAUGUCAUCCUCAAAGCGCGCGACAUGAUCAAGCUGCUCGCGCGUGGAGUCGCCGUAGGUCAGGCGGUCAAGAUCUUGGACGACAAUGUCGCAUGCGACAUCAUUAAAAUUGGCAAUGUCGUUCGGAAUAAGGAGCGCUUUGUCAAGCGGAGACAACGUAUCAUCGGACCAGACGGAAGUACCCUCAAGGCGAUAGAACUCUUGACACAAUGCUACGUCCUGGUGCAGGGCAGCACUGUCAGUGUCAUGGGACCAUAUAAAUCUCUCAAGGAGGUUCGGAGAAUAGUUCUUGAUUGCAUGAAGAACAUACAUCCUAUAUACCGGAUCAAGGAGCUCAUGAUUAAGCGAGAGCUGGCGAAGGACCCAAAGCUUGCUGAAGAGUCCUGGGACCGUUUUCUGCCUCAGUUCCGCAGGAAACACCUGAAGACGUCCGAGAAGACCGCGCGGAAGAACGAUAAAGUGGAGGCAAAGAACGAGGCCAGGAAGGCGGCCGGUGUGGAGCCAGAGCCCGCACAGAAACCCGAGAAGAAGGUGUACACACCGUUUCCACCAGCACAGCAGCCGCGGAAGAUCGACCUGCAACUCGAGUCUGGAGAAUACUUCCUCCAGCCUCACGAAAAGAAGCGGAGGGAGGACCGGGAGCGGAUGCAGAAGCAAACAGAAGUUUCUGCGAAGCGGCGGGCGGAGCGCGCAGAAGCGUUCGUCGCCCCUGUCGAGGAAGCUGCGCCUACUGUUGAGGAGAAGCGGAAGCGGAAGCGCCAGGAGGGGGAAUCGGGGGCUGUGGAAGCGCCGUCUCGUGAAGACAAGGACGGAAAGAAGAAGAAAAAGAAGGCACGUUUUGCAGCUGAGGGCGAUUCAUGA